Molecule: messenger RNA, 738 nt
Organism: Setaria italica (foxtail millet)
Lineage: Eukaryota; Viridiplantae; Streptophyta; Magnoliopsida; Poales; Poaceae
Product: sialyltransferase-like protein 2
Exons: 2
Coding region: 1-738 (245 amino acids)
Molecular function (GO): sialyltransferase activity
Source: RefSeq, a predicted model, not a curated record
AUGGAGAACCCUGCAAACCUUUCUUCCUCGUUCUAUUUCUUCUCCCGCACGCCCAAUCCGUUUCCGUCCGCCUCCUCCCCCGCACAGGACAACCGUCCGCUGCCCCCGGUGGCUCGCCGCCCGCCGCCGGAUCUCGACGCGCGCGAAGGCGACCGCGCCGCCACCUUCCGCCGGUGCUCGUGCUCCUCCUUGCGCUCUCGCUCCUCUCCCUCCCCUUUCGCCGCCGCCUGUUCCUCCCCCGCGGCCCGUCCCAAUACUACGCCGGCGGCGACGCGAUCCUCCGCAGGGCGGCGGCGGGAGCGGUUCCCUACCUGCGCCGUCGUCGGGAACAGCGGCAUCCUUCUCGGCUUCGGCCAGGGCACCCAGAUCGACGCGCACGACCUCGUUGUCCGGCUCAACAACGCCCGCGUCGCGGGUUACGCCGCCGACGUCGGCGCCAAGACCUCGCUCUACUCCAACAUCCUCCACCGCUACGCCGUCCGCUCCGCUGUCACCGCCGGUGGCUGCGCCUGCCACCCCUCGACGACCUCCCCGUUCCCGCUCCUCGUCACCGACGCGCGCCUCGACGCGCUCUGCGCGCGCAUCGCCAAGUAUUACUCGAUGCGGCGGUUCGUGGCCACGACCGGGGAGCCGGCGAACAACUGGACCCGGAGGCACGACAGAGGUACUUCCACUACUGGUCUGUGGUGCGCUCCGCCUCCAGGGAGAGCUCAGACGACGACGUCGAGUUCACCUUGA